This is a messenger RNA of Ostreococcus lucimarinus CCE9901, 414 nucleotides long. RefSeq lists its product with no specific name. Gene Ontology annotation, biological process: protein insertion into mitochondrial outer membrane. NCBI's taxonomy places the organism in Eukaryota, Viridiplantae, Chlorophyta, Mamiellophyceae, Mamiellales, Bathycoccaceae. The transcript has a single exon. Gene Ontology annotation, molecular function: protein binding. The annotation marks the transcript as partial. Gene Ontology annotation, cellular component: mitochondrial outer membrane translocase complex. The record is from RefSeq and is a predicted model, not a curated record.
CGCGAGGAGGUCGAGCGCAUGCUCUUCUUCGAGGACGCGCGAGCGCGCGCCGAGGCCGAGCACAGACAAAACCCGCACGACGCGCAAGUGCUCACGCGAUGGGGCGGCGCGCUGCUGGAGCUGGCGCACUUUCGACAGGGCCCAGAGGCCGUGGACAUGAUCGAGGAGGCGGUGGAAAAGUUUGAGAGCGCGUUGGAGAUCAACCCGAAGAAACACGACGCGCUGUGGUGCCUGGGAAACGCGCUGACGAGUCAAGGAUUCCUGUUCCCGGAAGCGCGCGAGGCGAUGAAGUACUUUGAAGAAGCGAAGUCGUGCUUCCGACGGGCGCUGGAGGAGGAGCCGAAUAACGAGAUUUAUCGCAAGGCGCUGGAGAUGACGGAUAAAGCGCCAGGUUUGCACGCAGAGUUGCAGCGA